Molecule: messenger RNA, 3509 nt
Organism: Polistes dominula (European paper wasp)
Lineage: Eukaryota; Metazoa; Arthropoda; Insecta; Hymenoptera; Vespidae
Gene: Gpo1
Product: glycerophosphate oxidase 1
Biological process (GO): glycerol-3-phosphate metabolic process
Cellular component (GO): mitochondrion
Molecular function (GO): calcium ion binding; glycerol-3-phosphate dehydrogenase (quinone) activity
Source: RefSeq, a predicted model, not a curated record
UUAUCCGUAAAAGAUAUAUGAUUGGUUGAUAUCUAUUAUAAGUCAUUCUUUUUUUCUAAUAUAUCUGCAAAGCGUCACUUUGAUAGGUUAUAAAAAACCAUAGUGGGGGGUCUCAUUUAAUUCUGAUAACAUCCGUGAGAUAUCGCUUUAAUCGAGAUAGUAGGGUUCUCAGUUGGCUCCCGGGCCGGUUCGUUUGUACCGUUCUUGUAGUUGUCGCGAAACAGUUCACACAGAUCGCUGGACGAUGCGAACUGUCGCGAUUAUCGUCGGUGAAUAUGUCCUUCGUUAAAAAGUUGUAAAGUUCUUAUUUAUUCUAUUGGAGAACGAUCGUGGACGAAACAUUGAGACGACAUAUCUCGCGAUUAUUCUUGAAGGAUUUAUUUACCAUCGAGGGAAAGAAAUAGAAGAGAAAAUAAAUAAAUAAAUAAAUAAAUACAAAAUGGCUUCGUUGAAGUUACUGGUAGCAGGUGCUAGCGCAGUAGGAACUGGCGCAUUAACAUCCUAUUUAUUCUUAUCCGAUUCAACGGUGGUACAUGCUGAAAAGCCAAAACCAGUUAAGAGACCACUGCCAACUAGAGAAAAUCAAGUAGCGACAUUGAAAUCUCAAGAUUAUGAUGUUCUUAUCAUUGGAGGUGGUGCAACUGGUGCAGGAUGUGCUCUUGACGCUUGCACAAGAGGUUUAAAAACGGCAUUGGUAGAAGCGGACGACUUUGCCUCCGGCACUUCCUCCAGGAGUACGAAAUUGAUUCAUGGAGGUGUACGUUAUUUGCAAAAGGCUAUAAUGCAAAUAGACAUAGAACAAUAUAAAAUGGUUAAAGAAGCUUUACAUGAGCGUGCAUCAAUGUUACAUAGUGCACCUCAUCUUGCUCAUCCUUUACCUAUCAUGUUACCAGUUUAUACAUGGUGGCAAAUUCCCUAUUAUUGGUUUGGUAUAAAAAUGUACGACAUAGUAGCAGGCAGUAAAACUGUUAAGUCGUCGUAUUAUCUUAGCAAAUCGAACGCUCUCGAACUUUUCCCUAUGUUGAAGGGUGAUAAAUUGACUGGAGCUAUCGUUUAUUACGACGGUCAACAAGACGACGCUAGGAUGAACUUAGCGAUUGCUUUGACAGCCUCCAGACAUGGAGCAACUGUUGUAAAUCAUGUUAAAGUUGUUAAUCUAUUAAAAGGUCUCGAUAGAGAUGGUAACAGGGUACUUACAGGAGCUCGUUUGAAGGACGAACUUACAGGAGAAGAAUGGGAUGUGAAAGCAAGAGCUAUAAUAAACGCAACAGGACCUUUCACGGAUCAUAUUAGAAAGAUGGAUGACCAAAAUGUGAAAGAGAUUUGUGCUCCUUCGUCUGGAGUUCACAUUGUUCUUCCAGGUUAUUACAGUCCCGACCAGAUGGGUCUCCUAGAUCCUGCGACUAGCGACGGUCGUGUUAUCUUCUUUUUGCCAUGGCAAAAGCAAACAAUUGCGGGUACAACUGACCUACCCUGUGAAGUAACGCACAAUCCACGUCCGACUGAAGACGAAAUUAUGUUUAUCUUACAAGAAGUUAAGAACUACCUCAAUCCUGACGUUGAAGUACGUCGUGGUGAUGUAUUAUCAGCUUGGAGUGGUAUCAGGCCAUUGGUAUCUGAUCCAAACAAACCAAAUACACAAUCGUUAGCUAGAAAUCAUAUAGUACACGUCAGUCCUACGAAACUUAUUACAAUUGCUGGCGGAAAAUGGACAACAUAUCGUGCUAUGGCUCAAGAAACAAUUGAUGCAGCUAUCAAAGCCUGCGAUUUAACUCCUGAAAGAGAAUGCCAGACUGAUGGAUUUCUCUUAGAAGGAGCACAUGGUUGGACUCCUACGAUGUAUAUUAGAUUAGUACAAGAUUUUGGUUUGGAAUGUGAAACCGCAGAACAUCUUUCCAAAAGUUAUGGAGAUCGUGCAUUUGCAGUUGCAAAAAUGGCAUCACUUACUGGCAAACGUUGGCCUAUCAUUGGUAAAAAACUUCAUCCAGAGUUUCCAUAUAUUGAUGCCGAGGUUCGUUAUGGAGUACGUGAAUAUGCUCGUACUGCAAUCGAUAUGAUCGCACGACGACUCAGACUUGCCUUUCUUAAUGUACAAGCUGCCCAGGAAGCUCUUCCAGGAAUUAUAGAUAUCAUGGCUGAAGAACUUCAUUGGUCAGCCGAAGAGAAAAAGAAACAACAACGUGAGGCUAGCGAAUUUCUUUCGAAUGAGAUGGGACAAAUGGUGAAUCGUGCAUCCAGGGACAAAAUACCCAUUAAUCUUACAAAAGACGAAAUCCAAUUAUAUAUCAAACGUUUUGGUAUUAUCGAUAAGGACAACAAAGGAUACGUGUCGAUUAAUGACAUCAGGAGAGGACUCAAGGUACUUGGUAUUAAGUUAAAUGAAGAUGAGAUACACACAUUACUCAAUGAAAUUGAUCUCAGCUAUAAUGGACAAAUGGAGUUACAAGAUUAUUUACAGAUGAUGUCAGCCAUAAAAUCUGGACAUGUGGCAUAUUCUCGUUUUGCACGAAUGGCUGAGAUGGAACAAGAACAACACGAAAAAGAAAUGUUGAAGAAACAAAUUAGCGUUGAAAGAUCCGGUGGAGGACUGUGAAGAAAUUUCUGUCUAACAGAAAUUAUUAUAUUUCCUCUAUUUCCGUAUAUAGCAUACUAAAUAAAAAUUGCAAUAAACUAUUUAUUAUAGUAUGUUACAAAAACUCGAGGCUGCACACUUAAGAAAAACUAUUUACAAAUACUCUGAACGUCUUUUUUAUUAUCUGCAGUUUGAACGAUUCUCUAGUUCAGAGAUUUGAAGAUUUGUUAUAUUGCACUUUUAACAGCAAGAAUAUAUAUAUAUUGCUGUAAAUAUGUAAAAUAUAAUAUGGAAUAUGUGAAAAGUAAAAUGUGAAAUGAAAAAAAAAAACAUCUUUAAUGUAUAUACAAAAAAAAAAAGUUGUAAGAAUAUGCAAAAUGCAGUAUGGUUAAUAUAUAGAGCUCUGAAAGAUUUUAUAAUAUUAUUAUUGAAUAAUUAUACUGCAGAUAAUUAUAAUAUCAAAUACACAUUAAUGAUCAAAGUAUCUUUUAAGAAAUUCAUCAUGUACUUGUUAUGAAGUUAUUAUAAGUCUUGUAAAGGCAUAAAUACAUUAAAAAUACGUAUCAUUAAAUCAUACAUAUUAUCAUAAAAAUAAAAAAUAAAAAAAAAAACACACAGAAGAAACAUUACAUAAAAAUAUAUCGCAUAGAAUAAUCAACGAUUUCCUCGAGUGUAUUUUAGCAGAAUUAUUAUAUAUUACGUAUUAGAAUUCAAAUGAUGAGAUUGCUUUUAUUUGUAAAUUGUUAGACAAAAAAAUUUGAAACGUACGACGUAUUUAUUAAGAAAAUUUUAUUGUUAUAUUAUGAUGGUACACACGAGAAGUAGAAAUGAGAUUCAUGAAAAGUAUUUAUUAAUUUAUUUCAUCCUACUAAUCGUACCAUUAAAUUAAUAAACAGUAUAAACAAAUAGCACUUUCACAUAAAUCAUUUCUUUCAAU